AACGGAAUGGAUUUCAGGCAGAACCGCCACAGAUCGUUUUUUCCAGCCAGCGCAGUCUUGGCCGGGUACGCAGGUAGGAUCACACUUCACUGCAUGACUGGUGUGUUUUCUAACUGCCGCCCUGCUUCUUGUGUAGUUGUGCUCGAAAUCCCUUCGUCUCACUUUAUGAGGCAAGGGAACUCACCUUUCCAUCUCCUAAGACACGGCCUUUCCACCAACGAGCCAGUCUUGAACGGAAAGCCGGAGAACCAUGGCGUGGUUUCACUUGACUUUCAUCAGCUUCCUAUGUGUUGUAAGCUUGGUCAGAUGUCAGUCUCAAUCCUGCACUCGCCCCGCUUUUCCGGAUACAAGUAAUGUGAGGACAUUCCUUGAUGGAACAGCCAGUGGUAGCAAAGAUCACCUCCGCUAUGUGGCAAGUCUCUUCCAGCAGAUGAGUAGUGCACAAGCAAACUGCUCGGCCGAUGCCAGCAGGACACGAUCUACCUUCACCACCAUUCCUAACCGUGUGUUUGCUGAUGGUCUUCAAAGCAGAGUUUUUGAACAGCAGGAAGUGUUCUCCGUCAGUAACGCACAGCUCCUCAACAAUUUACUUUUGUCUGCUCCGCCAACUGUCAACACUGCUAGGUCAGCUAAACAAUCUUACUGCUUUGCUGAGAGUAGUGGCCAAUGUACUGAUUGCAACAUCUGGCAAAACGACUUGUACUUCAAUUCUCAUCUGAGAGUUACGCUGGAAUCUAGACCUGAUGCAACUGCAGUUGGUACCUGCUUCAAAACAGGGCCAACUACCAUGGACUGCCGAGAGGCAACAGCUGUUGCGUCCAAGAACAUAUCUAUCAGCCGCCAGUCAAGUGUGAACACUGGUUCAUGCAGUGAAUCAUGGAAGUGGCAAAAGCCAUUGGACAUCUUCAAUGCUCAACAAGCAAACGGUAGCUUUAGCAAGUCAAGCAUGACAAAUAUAGUCAGUGAUGUUUAUCAACGUAAUCAAACCGUGUAUUAUGUGACCCGAAACACCUCUGCGUGGAGCAAUGUUAUCUCUCAGUGUUAUGAGGACGGUAGGACUGAAUGGGUCCAUAUCCACACUGUUCCUGUUAUAGCGAAUUGCACAAAACGUCUUGCAUCUGCUCAGCUUUGCACCACAGCUGAGGUGGGCAAACUUGUGAUGGUGGGCUCCUCUUGGACAGCCUUUUCUCUACGCACAGCAUACAACUUGACACAGUGUCCAGCUAGCAGCAGUGGGCCUCAAAAUGAUGUGUUCAUUGGAUCAGCGGCAUGCGGCCAGGCUAAUGUUGCUGGUAAUGUGACCGAGUUGUUGCAGUGUGUGAACCGUCCCAGUGGAUUCCAGCCAAACAGUUAUGCCUGUAGUUGUCCUGGUGCCAGGCAUCUGGUUGAUUCGCAAGAGUCGAAUACGGUUGUUUUGUCUGGACAACGAGUCUCCUACCUUGGCAGUCACAUAGCGUCGCGCGUCGGAUCUGAUGUGAAGCAGAUCAGUGUCAGCACAUGCCGGGCAUGUCAGCCCGGCUGCCGUAGCUGUAGCGAUGACUCCGCAUGCCUGCGCCAUGAGGAUCAGGGACUGCGUGUCCCCAUUCUCAUCAUCAACGUGAUUGCGUUGGUUGUCAUCCUGGUCUUGGCCGUCUCCAUUCACGGCUCUCUGCAAUCCUCUAUCAUCCAAUCGGCUGCACCAUCUUACCUGAUGACUAUUCUGGCCGGCGGCAUAUUCGCUAGCCUUGAAUCGUUUGUCCUGUUUCCUCGUCUCAAUAGCGCCGUCUGCGCAAUCCAGCCCUGGCCCCGUCACCUUGCUUUCAUCGUCAUGUUUGGCUUCCUGUUCGGCAAGGUCUGGCGCGUGCAGAUCCUGGCCAGGUUGCCCCCGGGUCGAAUCCAAAUCACUGCUCUCGAUGCCAGCAUUCAUCGCUUUGUGGCAUUCCUGAUCGGCGUGGUGUGUCUGUAUCUGACCCUCUGGUCUGCCAUUGCACAGUCUACUAUUGAGAUUGUGUACGAUGAUCUGGACAAGAGUUACACGAGGUGCUCGGUGGACUACUGGCGCUACAUCAUUCAUGGAGCGGAGUUCCUCUUUCUGCUGGCGGGCUGCAUUGUCACGCAGCUAACCCGGCGCCUUGUCCUGGAGUGGACUGAGUUCAAGUUCCUGCUGGGCGCCUUUGCCAAUGCGGCCGUCAUCAAAGGUCUGAUCGCCGUCUUCUACUUCACCCUGAUGCCCAACAAGUACUCUGACUACCUCUACCUGCUGCAGUUCUUUGACAACUUCUUCACCGUCAACCUGUCGCUCAUCAUCUUGUUUGGCCACAAGGUGUACAUGAUUCUGCGUCACAAGGAUGAUCGUGCAAUCGGCCCGACGGUUCCCACCAAAUUAUCGCGCAAGGAGUCAAGCCAAGACAUGACCUCCAUGCAGGAGGUGGCACUCCAGCAGAUUGCUGAAUCUGACCCCAACAAUAAGCGUCCAGCCCUCAGCUUUGGCGUGCUUGACAUCAUGUGCGGCUGUUUCUACGGCUCGCUGAAUUCCGAAUGGACAAACGACUACUAUGGUGCCAAAGAGAAAAGGAAGGGCGCUGGCAGCCAAAUGGUUUCCCAGGGCGAAGAGACAAUCAGCACACCUGAUACAAGUGCAACAACUAAUAAAGACAACAACAACAACAGUAGUAAGGAAGGCUCUGAUGACAAUGGCCUGCCUUAUAUGGGUGACCCCAACUGAGUUUGGCAUAGUGUUUGCCUCGCUUUCAAAUUAGACUUCUUAUCUUAAAAUGUUCUCUUCUUGAGAAUUUCCCGCUUGUUGGUCGUUUGCGCUAAGAGUGUGCUUACGGCCAUCUUGCCAGCAUAGGCAUAAUGAUGGUUUUAAUUUAUUUUCUCUACUGUGGGAUUCUCUCUCUAUCUUUCUCUCUCCUCUCCCACAUGCUUAUUUAGCAAUGCUGUCACCCAUGCAUGUGUACAUAGAGUGUCCUUAUUUUUUUUCCUAAUUGGCCAUUUCCCUGGACUUGUGAAUCGACAACAUAAUGUGUUACUGUCCCUGUCCGUGCCCGAGUCUUUCUCAUCCCUGUUCCUACUAGUAGGGCAAAGUGUUUGUACAUACCGGUAGAGGCUAUCAUCAUGUGCUCUUCACGUCAGGUGUUCUUUUCUUUUUAAUUCACACGCAGUCUAGUCUCCCCUAGUUAUACUGUGAUCGAUAUUGUACCGGUGCUCACAUUUUCUCCUUUUCUGUUGUCUUUCUCGGCAUUGUGUUGCGGAGCUUCCUGUGGUCAUUCCCUCAGUUCUUCUUUCUCUGUCAAUGAUUGGAAUGGUGCCAUGUUUGUUUGUCCUUCUCAAGUACUAUGCUUGCAUCGUUGAGCUAGAGCUGCACAAUGUAGUUUUGUCGUAAUCAUUAUGCAGCUCCAACUGUUUGUGCUUGCGCAUACGAGCAUGAUGAUUGUGUUGUUUGUGCGAUGGUCUUCGCUCUGGUUGUACAAAUAGUUAUUUUGCUUCGGCUGUGCUUAUGAUCACAUUAUUAAUCUUUUUUAUUCUUAUUUUGUUUUGGUCUCGAACGGCCUGUUUCAUGGGCAAAAUAGACUCAACCGAUGUGAAAAAUAAAGGUCCACCCUUCGU
Messenger RNA from Sycon ciliatum, 3588 nucleotides. RefSeq lists its product as uncharacterized. The transcript is spliced from 4 exons. NCBI's taxonomy places the organism in Eukaryota, Metazoa, Porifera, Calcarea, Leucosolenida, Sycettidae. Gene Ontology annotation, cellular component: membrane. The coding region runs from base 251 to 2704 and encodes 817 amino acids. Gene Ontology annotation, molecular function: G protein-coupled receptor activity. Gene Ontology annotation, biological process: G protein-coupled receptor signaling pathway. The record is from RefSeq and is a predicted model, not a curated record.